GGAAAUUACUAUCCUGAAUGGCUGCCCUUAGGAGAAAGCUAACCGUAGUUGGAGAUGACCGCUGUGGGAAGACAUGCUUCAUCUCUGCUCUGUGUCACAAACAGCUUCCCAAGUACUACGAACCAACUCUGUUUGACAGUUACACCACUGACAUGGAGGCAGAUGGAAAAGAGAUGAAACUGUUUCUCCUCGAUGUGACAGGGAAAAAUGAAGUCAGCUACCGAAAUCUCCGCUCAGUGUUCUAUGAGGACACCGAUGUUAUUCUAAUGUGUUUUGCCGUGGACAGACCUGACUUGCUGCGAAACAUCCUUGCUUUUUGGGUUCCAGAAAUCAAAGCAUUCUGCCCCACAGUACCUAUUAUUCUGGUGGCUACCAAGAUAGAACUAAGGGGUAAUGCAAGUAUUAGGAAGAAACUAAAUGCUCCAGGCAAGGAGCCAAUUAACACUACAGAAGGAAAAGCUUUAGCUGCCAGCUUUGGGGCAUAUGCUUACCUGGAGUGUUCUGCCAAGACAAAAGAGGGUGUUGAUGCAGCCCUGGAGAUUAUUAGCCAAUGUGCAUUAAAUGAGAAAAGGAGGAGAAAGAGGCACUACAGACAUUGCCAAAUUUUGUAA
This is a messenger RNA of Colius striatus (speckled mousebird), 611 nucleotides long. RefSeq names its product ras-like GTP-binding protein RHO. Gene Ontology annotation, molecular function: GTP binding; GTPase activity. The coding region runs from base 18 to 611 and encodes 197 amino acids. The record is from RefSeq and is a predicted model, not a curated record. Lineage: Eukaryota; Metazoa; Chordata; Aves; Coliiformes; Coliidae. Gene Ontology annotation, biological process: small GTPase-mediated signal transduction. The transcript has 2 exons.